AUGUUUGCUACAAAAAGAGGGUUUCACACUUCUUGUAUUAAUACUGCGAGAACCCAUUUCACUAAACCUAAACCCAAGCCGGCACCAAGAGCCAAUGUGAGAGCCCCAACUAUUACAACGCAUCAUUCCAAUGAUUUAAAAAUUACAGCACCAAUCCCACCCAGCGUAUCUAAUUUGAGUUGUUCGGAUGAUCAUCCAUUGUGGCAAUUUUUUUCUGAUAAAAAAUUUAUAAGAAACAUGGAUGAUUUGGAUAACACUUCCCGUCCAUGGACCAUAGCAGAAUUAAGAAGAAAAAGCUUCAAUGACUUACAUUCAUUGUGGUACACUUGUUUGAAGGAAAGAAACAUUUUGGCCCGUGAAAAUCAUCUAAUGAAGAAUUACUUUGAAAAUGAUCGUGAUACAUAUUCUGAUGCAAGCGAAAACGUUCGUACCACCAUGUGGAGAAUUAGACAUGUCUUGAGUGAACGUCAAUGGUCUUUCGAUAUAGCCUCGGCUGAAUUUUUCAAAGAUAACAAUGCUAAAGCAGCAUUUAUUAAGGAUUUCGAGACUGAAUUUUUAUCCAAUGAGGAUAUAGAUGGAAGUUUUGAAAUGUUAAAAAGAUUUCAAUAUGCUGUUUUUGGAAUUAGUGAAUAUAUUGACGAAAACAAAGUUGAUAGGUUAUUUGUUGAUGGCUUGAAAUAUAUUGCCAAUUUAAAACUAAAGAAGUUCAAUGCUGGUCAAGAGUUAGAGGGGGGUGAAAUUACAGAUGCGGGUGAAGCUUUUGCUAUUUUUGCCGCUGAAAAUAACGAGCAGGCUGUAAAGGAAGUUGUUGAGGUUGUUAAAAAUCUAAGGAGUGAAAAUAAGUCUGUUUCUAGAUACGAUGAAUUGGAAACAGUGCAAGCUUAUAUAGACCAACUAUAUGGAACUCCAGCUGAAACCGAACCAAAAAAACAAUAA
Molecule: messenger RNA, 936 nt
Organism: Saccharomycodes ludwigii
Lineage: Eukaryota; Fungi; Ascomycota; Saccharomycetes; Saccharomycodales; Saccharomycodaceae
Gene: MRPL4
Product: mitochondrial 54S ribosomal protein uL29m
Exons: 1
Coding region: 1-936 (311 amino acids)
Biological process (GO): mitochondrial translation
Cellular component (GO): mitochondrial large ribosomal subunit; mitochondrial ribosome
Molecular function (GO): structural constituent of ribosome
Source: RefSeq, a predicted model, not a curated record